Molecule: messenger RNA, 10635 nt
Organism: Folsomia candida
Lineage: Eukaryota; Metazoa; Arthropoda; Collembola; Entomobryomorpha; Isotomidae
Product: octopamine receptor beta-3R
Exons: 12
Coding region: 1102-2409 (435 amino acids)
Biological process (GO): adenylate cyclase-activating adrenergic receptor signaling pathway
Cellular component (GO): membrane
Molecular function (GO): octopamine receptor activity
Source: RefSeq, a predicted model, not a curated record
CCAAACCACGGCUGGCUCUACUUGGCUCGCUCAGUUCUCUUCGUUUCGUGCAUGCAAGUCAUAAGAACCAACGGUGCUCCAACUUCUGUCCGCUCUCGUACACAAACACACACUGCACAGGAAAUCUCGACCCUGACUGACUGAAUUCUCCUUACCUUUUCGGAGACGCUACCUCAAAACACGGCCGUGCUUCGUGGUUGUGUGAACCCCACUGACUUUGCCUCCCUUGGUUGUCCAGGGGUCAAUUGUUGUAACUUAAAAAAACUCUGUGCAACCGGCUGCCGACAGGAAUCCAGUAACGGAGGACCAAGCAACAAAGAAGGAGUGACACGAGUUGUGGAGAAAGUGGGGAAAGCAGAGCGAAUCUCACUUUGCUCCGGGAGGAGUGUGCAAGUUGUUGAGUUGAGCAAGCAAAUUAUUCGGACACAACAACUCUUCUGGACAUUGGUCUAAAACACCGUUUUUUUGCGGAUGGUGACUAAUUUUAUGUGGAGGAGACAGGCAGACCAGGUGGUGGUCGUGGUGUGGUGGGUUUCUAGUUCCUAAUGACGCAGUGACCACGGAUGCUGAAAGGGAACUUCUCUGGGGAGUCGUUUUUCAGUGAAAGGUGCCAAGAGCAGAAGAAUAAAGAAUUCACUCCAUUUGUUACACGGAAGCGGAAGCUGGCUGGACUGGUGAAAUGACAAGACAGUGAAAAGUGUGAACAACUGGGAGUGACAAAUUAUUACACAGUGCGGUUUGUGGUCAGAUCUGAGUUUGACGCUGUCGAGAGGAAUACAUUCGCAUCAAGCUGCCGUGUUCUCUCUCUCUCUCGAGAAGGAGUGUCGUCAUAGCGUAUAAAUAAAUAUAAGAUCAUAGUUCGGACCGUGUCAUGUCCUUGCUGCUCUACCCGCCCCCCACCCAGUGCACAAAUUGUGAGUGAAAAGGGCGCGGGUGAAAGUGUGGGGUUGGUUGUCGCGUAAUGCUGAACCCUUGUCUCCGUGUUGAUGAGUCUCAAGCCGGCUUUGUCCUUGCCCUCGCCCUCCUCCUCCAGCACGGGCAGCAGCAGCAGCAGCAGGAGCAGUAGUCGUAGCAGCAGAGGUCGCAGUGGGGUUGACAACGAUGAACAAAUCCGAGGGUGGUGCCUCCAGUGGGAGUGGCAGUGGGAGCAGUAGUGGUGGGAGUGGUCUCCUUCUCUCAGACCUCCUCCUCUUUCCGCAGCAGCAGGGCGGCGGCGGCGGCGGCGGAUCGACGGACAUUGUGGAAUUUCUCCUCGACAAUGACACGACGAGUUCCACACCCUUCCCGAACGAUAAAAUAAUGGGGGAUCUCAUGUCAGACUUUGACAAAGCGUCCACCACUGCGAACCCCUACCAGAGCCCGCCCCUCGAGGUGGCUCUAUUAACCCUGAAAGGACUGAUAUUCAUAAGUAUAAUCGUGGCUGCGGUGAUUGGUAACAUGCUCGUGAUUGUUUCCGUGAUGAGACAUCGGAAGCUAAGGAUCCUCACCAAUUACUUUUACGUCUCCCUAGCCAUGGCAGACAUGCUCGUCGCCCUGUGCGCCAUGUCCUUCAACGCAGCUCUCAGUCUCAACGGAGGUAAAUGGUUGUGGGGAUGGUACCUCUGUGACAUUUGGAAUUCGUUAGAUGUCUACUUUUGCACUGCGUCAAUUCUCCAUUUGUGUUGUAUAUCGGUGGAUCGCUACUAUGCAAUUUGCCGCCCGUUGGAGUACCCACUCAAGAUGACGCAUAGGACUGUUCGCAUCAUGAUAGGUUCAAUUUGGAUCCUGCCGUCGUUCUUGUCAUUCACACCAAUCUUCCUGGGAAUUUACACCACGGAGGAGUACCUCGAGCUACGGAGGAAGAAUCCUGAGCUAUGUGAUUUCGUUCCAAAUACCGUGUACGCGGUGGUGUCGAGUUCGAUCUCAUUCUGGAUCCCGGCGAUCGUGAUGAUAGUGAUGUACUCCAAGAUCUUCCGGGAGGCUCUGCGCCAGAAACGUGCCCUCUCUUCCACCUCCGCCUGCCUCGUCCUCCAACACGUCAACAGUACCUCUCGAUCUUCGAACCACAAUCGUCGCUCCUACCGCUCUGAGAUCACUCAGAAUGGUUCCACGUCGACGGCCGUCUGUGACAACAAGUCGCAGCAGAAGUGGAAGCACGAGCACAAAGCUGCCCGAACCCUGGGGAUAAUAAUGGGAACCUUCGUGGCAUGUUGGGUCCCGUUUUUCACCUGGUACAUGGUAUCUUCCCUCCUCAAGUUCACGUCCCCCGAGUGGUUGGUACAAACGAUGUUCUGGAUUGGGUACUUCAACAGCACUCUGAACCCGAUAAUUUAUGCUUAUUUCAACCGAGACUUCAGGGACGCCUUCAAGGAGACGAUUCAGUGCGUGUUCCUCUUCCCCAGGAAAAAUAACACGCAGUCCUACGUCUAACGAGAGCAGAAGGCAGCAUCCUCCUCCUCAGCAACCAAAACCAAACCUAAACCACCCACUUUUUCUGUAAUACUUGACGUUCUUCUCCUACGUACGACCCAGUUUAAAUAUUUAGAAUGGAAGAAAAACCACCCAUGUGAUCAAAAGACUCUCUUAAUCUCUCUUAAGGCAUAAAUACCUCUGUACCCAAAAAAGAAGCUUAAAUAUUAUUACGAUUAAUUCAUUAAUUGCUAACUACAAGAUUUCUUCGUAUUUGGCAGGCAGGGAAAAUUGGGUGGUUCUGUAACGGAUGAGUGAGACGGUAGUUAGUAUAAGAAGUUACCUGCUUGCUUAUCAAACAAUUGUGUGCUUAUAUAUUUUUCCACGUCACAACCAAAUGGGAGUGGGGCGAGUACUGAUGACGAGUAUUAAGUAUUUCUGUGUGCAAAGACUUAUCAUAAUGGGAGAGAAAGUGACCAUUCCACACUUUAGGAAAAAAGAAAGCUGUGUAACACCCACUGAAAUUGGAAAGGUUAAAAGUUGCAUAAUUGUAAUCCCGCGCGCCCGUUCUAUAAUUGACCUGUUUUUUCCCGUAAAAAAUGACUUUUACCACAUCUCCUGUCAGCUCGAAUUUAUUAAGUGGUGCAGAAGCUGACCCACAUCUCUCUUCUUCUGCUUCUUCUUCUUCUUGGCCCAGUGUUCUCCUGUCAUGUUAAGUCGCUUAUCGGGGAUGUACGUACGUACGUCAUAUUUCUUCCAUCGCUGGCCCAUGGACCUCGUUCGGCCUGGUAUCUCCUCUCAGGGAGGAGGGAGAUUAGUUGAUGUAAAGUGAAGUGAUGUGGGUGGGUGGGUGGUAGGAUUGGAUGAUGGGUGGGCAGUCCUUGAGGAAAGUUCUUCUACUUAUUUACCUCUCCUGUGACGAGAUUGAGACGGUGGAAGGAAUCAGAUUAAGGAAAAAGAGACAUUUCCCAUUUUUUAAUCAAGAGAAAACUUUUUCCCUUCGCCUAGUGUGCCCUGCCUGCCUGCCUGCCUGCCUGCCCACCUAAUUCCGUAAUCAUUCCAGACCAACCAACCAACAGAAAGUUUGAAAAAGUUGUUCCACUUUUUUCUACGAGUCGUCAUCGUCGUCGACGCCGUUAUUCCCAAUUCGAAUUUACUUCUUUCAUUAGCCAAAGUGUGUGAAGUGGAUGUAGUACAAAUGUUGGAGAAGUGAGAGAAAGGGGAGAAUGUAUUUUUUGGAAUUAAUUCCCCGACUCUAAACUCGUGUAGGUGUCUGAAUGCCGUAAGAAAGAAAGGAAGAAAGGUAAUAAUGAGGAGAGAGUCAGGAAUUAAGCCAUUUGGUAAAUGAAGUAUUUAUCGAUGGACAUGCAGGAGCAGGCCCGUAAGGUCCAGCGCUUGCAGUGGUGCUUGAUUAGGAUCGAUGCAAGCUGGCUGGAUAGAGAUGUCUGGAGGAGAAUUAGUCGGCUCCAGUGCGCUCCAACCUCCCCAAAAAAUGCACUUUCAUGAGGAACAUCUUUAAAUUUACUCGCUCCAAGAACUUCCACUUUCACCUGGCUGACUGGUCGACAGACCUGCCUCACCUCCACGUGUUAGGAGCUAGAGGAGUAGAUGUUGGGCAGGACUUCAAGGUCUUCACCACCGUAAAAACCCUCCCAGAACUGAUCUACUACAUCCAUACGUACACAACACAUAACCAACAAGAGCACCAUCAGCACAAACCAGGAGCUGAAUGACAUGCAACACGUCAGCAUCUCAUCUCGAGCAGGAGGGAACACACGUAUUGUAGUGCUGGCAUUUGGUCGAAUGUGGUUUUUGGGGCGAGCGUUUUCUCCGGACCGCACCACCACCAGGAUUUCAUUGCACAUCACCAUGCGAAAAUAAAACUCCCCACUUACUUGACUCACCAACGGACCGACGAAGCAAACCUUGAUCUGUUCUUCUCUCCAGUAGAGCUCCAAGUUGAUGGCGUGGUCGUUCGUGUGUAAAUUAAUUCUUUUCCCACUUGGUUUUUUAUUCGAGUUCCAUCCAUCCGAUAUUAUCAGCCCUAAUGGGUUUGGAUGCGUGGUGGUGGUGGUGCUGCUGAGAGAUACGGUUCGUUGGGACGGUUUAUUUUAUUCCUCUCCCUUCAAAAUGGAGAUUUUUCCGCUCUGCCCCAGCAUUUCUUUGCCCACAAAGAGGAGAAAGUGGUGAGAGAAAGCUACAGCUGCAUCACUACCCACCCAAUCCAGGAACGGACACCAGUCUUAAACAAUUACUUGGCUGAUUGAUGGAAUUCUUGGAAGCUGGCUGGCUCCAAAGAGAUUAACUGCGACAUGGUUCCUGCGAUGGGGGAACCUUCGCUCGCUCCUUCCUUCCUUCGUGGUGGUGGUGAUGAUGAUGGUGAUGAACAUGGGAAAAUGGACAGGUUGUUGGUGGGACGGACAGGAGGACACACUAAUCCAACUCCUGCUGGACUCCUCUCUCGGGUUAAAACAACAGGUGAAAGUUUCCACUAGGAUUUCAAUGUCUCUUUUUAACACGAAGUAAUGAUCACACCAAGUAAUCCGAGUGGAAAAACAAAAGAAACGCAGUUCACCUCCGGCAUGAGGGGCCUUGAUGAUGGCUCCGGAAAAUGAAAAACAGGGAGCGAGUGGGCGUCACUCCUCUCCUGUGAGAAAUUUGUUACUCAAUUGUCCUUCUGGACGAUAAUUUGUCAUCCUUCGUAGCUCAAGAUGUUGGCAAAGGGACGUUGUGUAAGCUUUUUAAAACCAAGAUGUUGUUGUUGUUGUGUAAGACUUUACUUUCGAGGGAAUGGGUUAACUGGAGUUGAGUCAACAUGGCGGCGGUGGUGGUUGAAGGGGUAGCACGUGGGCAAACUGGUAGGCAAUAAACGAGUAGGAAGAAAGGUGGUGAAAGUGAGGAGGAAAGUAAUGAAAAGUGGAUUGAUUGUCUUUGUCCUGCUGGGAGGGCGAGCGAGAGGGGAGUCGUGACCCAAGUGCGGAAUGAGAUGGGUGCGGUGUGGUGGUGACCAUUAUUGAUUAAAAAGUGUUUCAUUUCCCAAAUAGCCAUUAGUUCCGAGGUCGCUUUUCUCGGUCUCAUUCCAGGCCGUGUCCAUCAGAGUGAAGCUCAUGCACUCACCUCGAAAAAUGAUGAUAAGGAGAAGACGGGCUUGAUCUCCACCAAUUUGAUCCCUCCAAUUCUCUCUCUCUCUCUGCUUUCUUACUUUCUCUCUCUCUCCCCGAAUCCCCAGCUCCCAAAUCAAUUGAGUCCCAGAGACAAUCAGAUGACUUAUCCUUUGAUCUCGCCACGCCACUAGAAUUUCUCCAGGGCCAUAAACCACCACCACCGGCCGGUCGCCCAGCUCGCCGUCCCACCAGACCACCCUCUCAUCCCCGUCAUUAUUUUCUCUCUCCAUGUAGUCAGAUGAGCCCAGAGAGGAAGAAAAAAGUUUCCUCUGACCAACCCAACCUGCUCCGCUUAUUCAAACAGUGCCAUUCUGCGUAUUAUGUACUCCGCCUGGUGAAUCUGGUCUCUCGUACUCUUCCUCCGCUCUCUCUCUCGAUCAUCCACCUCCAGCAGGUCUCCCCUUUCCACUCGCAUUUCAUAAUGACACAAAGUUGGGAUGGAAAUGAGAGAGAGAGACCGGAAAUGGAGAGACAAUUCUCCUCUUUAAUCUUUCUCCGUCGUAGUUUUAUCUCCUCUUUCUGAGCUCCCCCUCAUCUUCCUCCAUCCGCAGUGGCCGCCUCCGUGUGUGUGUGGGUUUGGUCAUAUAAAUUGCAUAUUAUCGAAGGAUGAUGUGUCAUUAUAAGCAUUAUUAUUUUCAUCCAGUCCCAAGUCCCGGGUGACUCUUGUCCCACCGGGUUUGCCAGAUUUCUUGCAACUCCUCUCCUGACUCACCAUGAGAGAGUGGAUUUAAUGGACACUUUUGGGUUGCACACUUGAACACACUUUAAUAAAGGAGAGAAAACUGUUCGAGUGAGUGGAGUGACAGUCAAAUAACCGACGACGCUGUGCCCUUGAAGAUCCUCGAGGAGAAAAGAGGCGGUGAGAGGAAGUUGGCGGUGGUGGUGGUGGUGGUGAGCGAGGGAUGAUGGGGACGAUGAGGAGAUGAAAAUUAAUAUGAUUCCACCACUGCGAUCUCCUCACACUCCCUCCUUCCAAUAAAACAAAGAGAAAGUUGCCUCGUUGUGGGGAAGGAAGAAAGAAAGUUGGUUCGUUGGUUUGAUCGGUUGGAGCAGUUUGAAGGAUUCCUGUCUGCUUUCAUUUCAUUUUUGUGGUGGUUGCUGGUGGUGCUGCAAGGAUUGUAUGGUUGACGGAUCGAUAAGGCGACACCGGUUGUGCAGGAGAGAGAGCGAGAGGUGGAGGAGGAUGGGUGGUGUUAGGAGUGGUGGUGGUGGUGGAAGGUCUGUGUAUGUUGGGUUGGAAAUGAGAAGUUGAGAUGGAUGUGACCUGAAUAUGAAUUGGGGAGAGGAGGAGGUGGAGGGAGGGAGCCGGAGAAAAGGGCAAAUAAAUAGGUGUGGUGGUGCAAAGUUAACGGGCCGGGAGAGAAAUUACUAUGCUGCGAGGACUCCAAAAAAUGCACUUGAUCCUUUAUUCAAUCCAUCCCAGUCUCCUUCUUCUCCGUCUUCUCCGUCGUCCGUAUGUGGCAGGCUUGUGAGGUCGGCGGAGGUGGUGCUUUCAAGUCCUUACUUAUUUACAACAAUACCGAAUGAUGCUGUUUUCCCCCGUUACACAACCCGCAGUUUUGCACCGUGUCGAAGCAGCGGAGAGGAAACAGGAGGAGAGGAAGGGCCAUUUAGGUUUAAGGACAGAGUUUGGGUGAUUCGUCCCGAGAGAGAGUUUACAAACUGAUUCAAUUUUUAAAAUGCCAUGAACUCAAGCAGAGCACAAACCAUAAACCAUCUUCGCAAAUCUCCUGCGCGUCAUGCAUUUUAUUUUUAGUGAAUAAAAUGCAAGCUUUCGGAAUGAUUUAAUCCCAUCCCUUUCAAUAUUUAAUAGCAUGCAGCGUUUUCCCAUGAAACGGAAUAAUGGCGACUAUGUAGUGAGCUCUCAUCAGCAUCAUCAUGACGAGAUGACGCCAGCGGGCGGAUGAUUUUCCUCCAAACUCGUCUCCUUCUUCUUCUUAUUAUUACUUUCACUUUCACCCCGAUUGAUCCCCAACCUUUUCUUGCUUUAUGUCUUCUAAACUCUCUCUCUCACUCUCACUCUCUCUCCUUGCUUGUCCUCUCAUCAGCCCCAACCAAACACGUCGUCGUCGUCCUUGUCUCUUCUCCUCCUGAAAUGAAAGUUGAGCUCCCUUGAGAGAGCGUCCUGGUGGCGACAGCGGUGGUGCUGGUGGGGUGGUCACUUGGCUUUCCUUUCUUCCACCAGUCUGAAAUUGUCACAAGUAAUAAAUGUCAUCAGCCUGCUCGCCUCGCGUACCAUUGAUUGCAUUACAUUUCGUAACACGGCCAUGUCAGCGCAGUUUAGAGAAAAAUGAGAUAUUGUUAUUGCUCCAAGUACGUAAACUGGAAUGUGAAACCCAACUCAAAAAGUAAUUAUGGUUGGUUCAUACUUAUCCUUAGAUUCCAGGAAUAAUUUAGCAGAAGAGAAACCAAUAAUUUUUUCAGACUUAUUACCUUUUUUUAUAGCAUCCUUGCCUCAGCAUUUAUUUUUUCUUUGCCUUUUCCCAACCUCCUUCGAACCAUCCGUGUCGAACCAGAGCUCUAUUUGCGUACAUGUAGAGUGCAUGGUGAAUGUAUGCAAGAAGAUAAUGCCACACUCUACUAUGUUACAACCAUUACUUUAGUCAAUAAACUGUAAGCUAAGCGCGAUGACGAAUCAUAGCCUCUUAACUAAAGAAUAAUAUUCCCACUACUUUGUAUGCAACCCAACCAACACAAUCAACAUUGUCAACCAACCAAAGAAAAAAAGCUCUUUGGCGUGUUUAAAUUAUUUUAUAAAAAAACAUGAAAAAGUAAAAUGUCAAAUUAAGCGUAGUAGAUUAUUCCUUUUGUAAGCUGAUUGAACGCAACGCUACAUGUUAUUAAAUAUGAUGAGUUAUUUAACAUUUAUGUAGAAAUAAAGGUGGGACUUUUGUAACCAAUUUGUAUUCCAAAGAAGGUGACUCUUCUUGAGUAGGAGAAGAGGAGGGGCUACGAAUAAGUACAAGUGCGGAGGAGGACGAGACGAAGAAAACUGUAAUCUAAGUAAUUAAAUUAGUUGGGAAAAUCAUCAUGACAUUUUAGCAGAGAACUAUAUACAAGAUGUAAUAAGUGUAUUUAAGUAAGUGUGUCAUCUGUUUAGAUUAAGUGUAUAAUAAUUGCUACAUACUUACUUAUCUAGAGUGCAACAUCUCAUGUAUGGUUAUAUAUUCUUCCCCUGCGUGGGUGGGUGGGUGUACAUGUUGGUGGGACGUUGCAUUGUGUGUGUCAGGUAACUAAACAGACGGAAACGUGUGUGUGCUAACAAAACUGAGAUUCCCUUCAGAAAGAGAGAAAGCUAGAUUCGUAAAUAUGUAUUUAGUGAGUAGUAAUAAAAUGCGGCCAGACGUGAAAGAAAGCCUUCCUACCUACACACCCACAAGACGAGAUCCAGAUAACAGGCUUUCUCCAGAUUGUGUGGGACGUGGUAUGUCAAACCUGUGAGAAGUGAAACUUGAGACGAGAGUGGAAUGCAUGCAAAUUGUGAGAGCUCUCUUUUCCUGUUCUACAUAAUUACCUUAUUCUUUUACUCUUUAUUAUUUCUACGUCAUCCUCGUGCAUUGUUUUAUGUACGUACGUACGCGGGCAGAAAAACUGUGUCGAGCCACCGUCGUAUUAUUACUCGAAGAAAAAUCCAGUUAUUUUUAUUGUCACUGGGGAAAGUAAACUGCAAAAUAAUUCUCUUCGCGUUGCCGUCAACAAGAUCACCUCGAGAUACAAGGACUACUCAGAAAGUAUUUUUUAUUUCACAAUGAACAAGUCGUAUAAACUUGGUUGUAAAAUUUUUAUCUUUAUGAUAUUAUUAACAUUUUCAUUAUGUUUGUGUCAUGUGGGUGAUGGCACAGGUUGGAAUUUGGCUGGGAAGGAGUUAGUAUUACAAUGGGAUUGAUGUUCUGGUGCUGAGAAGACGAGGAAGAAGCCGACCUCAACCUUUCCCUAAUUGCGGAAAGAACGAAAGAGCUUUUCCUCCAUCCUAAUGAGAGGGUGAAAUGGAGCCCUUCAUUAAAACUUGGGUGAGGGUGGGCUUUGAUGGGCGGAGGUGGCGGAGGUGUCCAAGUACAAAUUGGUAACCGUAAGGAAAUCACGAUGGAGUAACAAAUCACUGGUUUUUGAACACUUGAAUUUUUUAAUUACUUGAGAAUAAAUAUUGAAGAGGGAGAAGGUUGGUUGAGGAAAAGAGUAGAUUAUACGUGUGUACAGGGAAAAUGGGAAAGCCGUCUUGUUUUUCGUGAUGUGUGGAAGGAUGCGAUGAGAAUGACGAUCAAACUGUUUCAUGAUACUAUAUUAGGAGCUUAUCUAGAGAUAACCAAAAACCAACCAAACCAAAACUGACUUGAUAUGACAAGAUAGCGUGCGUACGUACGUGUGUAUGUACACCCUCCCAAAAGUCUCUACUUGUUACGAUGAUAUAUGUAAAUGUGUGUACCUACAUGUAAAAUAUCUCCUUGUCAUUACUACCUGCGUAGCUAACUAACUACUUAAGCAAGCUACACAUAUUUAAUACAUGUUUAGAACUGAUCCGCGGCCGGAAGAGAGGCUGAAGAUGAGCUGAGCUACAUAUUUCUUAUUCUUAAAAUGUAAACCGAUUUAUACGAGGAGGAGAAAGUUGAAAGGAAAACGAAACGGGGUAACCUAACCAAAAACCAAACAGCUACUUACAUACAUAAGAAUACUAUGUUAGAAAUGCGACACACACACAACCAUACAAAGCAACCCGACUGUCAAUAAUAUCUUUUUACCUCUAAUCCUUAAAUAAGUAAGUGUACUAAUUGUAACAGAGUUUAAGCAGCCGGCCCCACUACAUGACUAUUGUUAUCAUAAGUAUGUAUAUCCCCCGUACUACUACUCACUUACCUACUAUGCACAGAUCCAUACUUCCCGUUCAUUUAAUAUUUACUCUAAGUUCAUCAUCUACUCAGAGAGGAUAGUAAAUCUAAAUAUACAUAAAUAUAUAUUAUAUAUGUGUCCUGUAAUGUACGGAUAAAUGUAAACGUGUGUGCAUGUGUACGGCGCUGUGCUACAAAAGAGCAACGCUACACAAGUCCAACAAGAACUACUGAAUAAAAUGAAAUUACAGAAAAUGGGA